AUGUUGCAUCCAUCCCGCGACGUUGUGGAAGAUGACAGGACGCUCAAUGGCGACGAGGCAGAGAGGGAAGCCUUCGGCCUGUCUGACCUCCGUGUUCAACUGGUAGACGUUAACCGCGCCGAAGCCACAUUCAACGAACUUUCGCGCCGGCUGAGCCAGAAGUCGGUUUCCAAGGACGCAGACUUAGAAAAGGGAAAGGCUGCGUUUGAUCUGCGGGAGUACCUGACGUCCUCGAACGAUGCCCAUCAACAAGCUGGCAUCAGGCACAAGCACGUCGGCGUCACAUGGGACGAUCUAGAGGUCAGGGUGUUUGGACAAGAAGAUAGUAAGAUUUAUGUCAAGACCUUUGGACAGGCUGUCUGGGAAUUCUUUGCGUGGCCGUUCAUAUUAAUAUGGAGUCUAAUUGCGCCUUUGCUUCCAAUGAAGGCAAACGAGCCGCCGCAGCGGCCGAUCAUUCAUAAACAAUCCGGUGUCUUGAAGCCUGGACAGAUGUGUCUUGUCCUAGGGUGCCCUGGUGCCGGCUGUACCACAUUCCUGAAGACGAUCGCAAACCAAAGGGAAGGAUACGGUAAAGUUCUUGGUGACGUCCGCUAUGCCGGGAUAGACGCGGAAGAAAUGUCCAAGCUGUACCGCGGAGAAGUCGUUUACAACGAAGAAGACGAUAUCCAUAUUGCGACCCUGACGGUGGCACAGACGAUCUCUUUCGCGCUGUCGACCAAGACGCCGGGACCUCACGGGCGGCUGCCCGGAAUGUCGAGGAAGGAGUUCCAGAAGGAGGUCCAAGAUACCCUGCUCAAAAUGCUCAACAUAUCCCACACCGCUCAGACCCUUGUCGGCAACGAGUUUGUGCGCGGGGUGUCAGGCGGCGAACGCAAACGUGUCAGUAUCGCCGAGAUGAUGGCCACCCGAGCGCGCGUCCAGUGCUGGGACAACUCCACGCGAGGUCUUGACGCGUCCACCGCCCUCGAUUUCGUCAAGUGUCUGCGCAUCAUGACCGACAUCCUCGGGCAGACGACCUUUGUCACGCUGUACCAGGCUGGAGAGGGCAUCUACGACCUGUUCGACAAGGUGAUGGUACUGGACAAGGGCAGACAGGUGUUCUUCGGGCCUCCCUCCGAGGCGCGAGCGUACUUCGAGCGCCUGGGGUAUGCGCCUCUGCCGAGACAGAGCACUCCGGAUUAUUUGACCGGAUGUACGGAUCCCAACGAGCGGCUAUAUGCACCCGGGCGCUCCGCGGCCGACGUACCGUCCACGCCAGAGGCUCUCGAAGCAGCUUUCCUAGCAUCGGAGUAUGGCAGAGACUUACGCGCGACCCUUGAAGACUACAAGAUUUACAUGGAAAAGGAGAAGCGCCACCAGGAAGAGUUCCGGGCUGCUGUGGCCGCCGAUAAAAAGAAGGGCGUGUCGAAGAAGAGCCCAUACACCGUCGGCUUCAGGGGCCAGGUUAUGGCUCUUACCAAGCGUCAGUUCCAGAUGAGACUCCAGGACAAGUUCCAGCUCGUGACGAGUUUCACACUGUCUACGAUCUUGGCUCUAGUCAUAGGUGCAGCUUACUUCGAUCUCCCGACCACUUCUGCUGGAGCGUUCACGCGGGGCAGCGUGAUGUUCGCGGCUAUGUUGACGGUCUGUCUAGACUGCUUUGGCGAGAUGCCCGUACAAAUGAUGGGCCGCCCUAUCAUGAAGAAGCAGACCGCCUACAGCUUCUACCGCCCCGCUGCCAUAGCCGUGGCCAACACUCUGAGCGACAUCCCUUUCUCCGCCAUCCGGAUUUUGAUCUACAAUAUUAUCAUCUACUUUAUGUCGAAUCUCCACCGCUCAGCCGGUGGCUUCUUCGUCUUCCAUCUGUUCAUCUACACGGCUUUCCUCGCGAUGCAGGGAUUUUUCAGGACAUUCGGCCUGAUCUGCUCGAACUUUGACAGCGCAUUCCGGAUAGCGGCGGCGUUGGUUACGAACUUGGUGCAGUAUGUCGGCUACAUGAUCCCAGUGUUCGACAUGAAGCGGUGGCUGUUCUGGAUUUACUACUGCAAUCCGAUGGCUUAUGCUUUCGCGGGAUUAAUGGAGAACGAAUUCAUGAGAAUUCAGCUCACCUGCGACGGCAAUUACAUCGCUCCCCGCAACCCGCCAGGAUCUUCCGCUUAUCCAAACGGGUUGGGUUCUAACCAAGUCUGUACACUGUACGGCUCGUCCGGCGGAGACAGUUUGAUUUCCGGACGGUCAUAUCUAGACGUCGGGUACGGGAUGGUCGUCAGUGACAUCUGGCGUCGCAAUUUCCUCGUCGUCCUCGGGUUCUUCAUCCUGUUCCAAGUGACCCAGGUCCUCGCCAUUGAGUAUUGGCCACAACCUGCGGGCGGGUCCGCCAUUAGCGUCUAUGCCAAGGAGGACAAAGAGACGAAGCGCCUCAAUGAGCGCCUGCGUCAACGGAAGGCUGAGCGUGCUCAAAAGAAAGCUGAAGACGAGAAGCUUCUCGCGGACCCUUCAAGCUCCUCCGAAGGGCAGAAAGAAAGCAACAAGGAGAUCGUGAAGCACCGGAAGACCUUCACUUGGGAGAAGCUGAAUUACCAUGUACCAGUAGCAGGUGGCUCAAGGCGAUUGCUCCACGAUGUCUAUGGAUACGUCAAGCCCGGGACUUUGACUGCCCUGAUGGGCGCGUCGGGCGCAGGGAAAACCACUUGUCUGGACGUCCUCGCCCAAAGAAAGAACAUCGGUGUCAUCACUGGAGACAUCCUUGUUGAUGGCAGGCCCUUGGAUUCCUCGUUUGCCAGGGGCACAGCGUAUGCCGAACAGCUGGAUGUCCAUGAAGGCACUGCGACUGUGCGGGAAGCGAUGAGAUUCUCUGCAUAUCUCCGGCAGCCAGCAUCAGUGCCCAGGGAAGAAAAAGAUCAAUACGUUGAGGAGAUGAUCGAACUCCUUGAACUACAGGAUCUGUCCGAGGCUCUUGUUAUGAGUCUCGGCGUCGAGGCCCGCAAGCGUCUUACUAUUGGUGUCGAGCUCGCUAGCAAGCCCGAGUUGCUGCUCUUCUUAGACGAGCCGACUUCUGGCCUUGACGGUCAGAGUGCUUGGAAUCUUGUACGUUUCUUGAGGAAACUAGCUAAUAACGGUCAAGCCAUUCUCUGCACAAUCCACCAGCCAUCUUCUUUGCUUUUCGAGAGCUUCGAUCGUUUGCUCCUUCUGCAGCGCGGAGGGGAGACUGUCUACUUCGGUGAUAUCGGUCGUGACGCAUCCGUAAUUCGGGAGUACUGGGCUCGUCAUGGUGCGGUAUGUCCGCCCAACGUGAACAUGGCGGAAUACAUGCUAGAGAGUAUCGGGGCAGGUGUUAGUCCUCGCGUCGGAGACCGUGACUGGGCCGAGCUAUGGCGUGAAUCACCGGAGUGCGCGAAGAUCAAGCAAGAAAUUGAGGAGAUCAAAAGUCAUGCUCUAUCCUUACCGCCUCCCGAGAAACAGAAGCAGACAACCUAUGCCACGCCAUUCUGGUAUCAGCUCCAGGUCGUAGUGAAGCGGAAUAGCAUCGCUCUCUGGAGAUCCGCGGAUUACCUAUGGACACGGCUUUUCGUCCAUGCUGCCAUAUCGCUAUUCAUAUCGCUCUCUUUCUUACAACUGGGUUCGAGCGUCAGGGAGCUCCAAUACCGAGUCUUUGCAAUCUUUUGGACGUCCAUCUUGCCGGCCAUAAUUAUGUCACAGCUGCAACCGGUAUAUCUUGCAAACAGACGGAUUUUCAUCAGAGAGUCUUCCAGUCGCAUAUACGGACCAGAGGUAUUCGCCAUUGCUCAACUGUUGGGUGAAGUGCCGUACUCCAUCUUAUGCGGGGUCGUGUACUGGGUCUUGAUGGUAUAUCCUAUAGGCUUUGGGCAGGGUGCGACGGGCUUGAAUGGCACCGGCUUUCAAUUACUGGUCUUGAUCUUCCUCGAGUUAUUCGGUGUAACACUUGGCCAAUUGAUAGCCGCCUUAUCGCCGAGUAUACAGGUCGCGGUUCUUGUCAAUCCGUUUAUAGUCGUCGUGCUAGGCCAGUUCAGCGGUGUCACUAUUCCCUACCCUACCCUUGCAAAGUUCUGGAAAUCAUGGCUGUACCAGCUUGAUCCUUACACUCGCGUUCUCAGUGCGAUGCUAUCCACGGAACUUCACGGGCUCAACAUUACGUGUCGCAGCGAUGAGUUUGCGAUAUUCAAUCCUCCAUCAGGAGAGACUUGUCAGAGCUGGGCGAAUACAUUUGUGCAAGGUUUCGGGGGUUACCUGGAUAAUCCUAACGAUACGUCUGCUUGCCGCUACUGCCAGUAUAGGUCCGGCGACGAGUACUUCCUGCCCUUGAAUAUAAGGUUCGACAAUAGAUGGCGAGAUGCGUUUAUUCUAUUCGCAUUCUUUGCCUUCAACUUCAUAGCCACGGUCAUGGCUGCUCGCUAUCUUCGAUAUUCCAAGCGAUAGAAUUGCUUAUGCUAUACACAGCAUGAAGAUAGAGUCAUCUAGAGUAAGCAUAGCACAAGAGACACCUUACCACCUGUAGCCAUAGUUUCCUUCAUAUUUUAAUUUGUCUAUAGUCCUAAUUGCACGUAUAUGUAGUCACGGGGUGGCUCCGUUGCUGUAACGC
Messenger RNA from Gloeophyllum trabeum ATCC 11539, 4579 nucleotides. RefSeq lists its product as uncharacterized. The record is from RefSeq and is a predicted model, not a curated record. Gene Ontology annotation, molecular function: ABC-type transporter activity; ATP hydrolysis activity; ATP binding. Gene Ontology annotation, cellular component: membrane. NCBI's taxonomy places the organism in Eukaryota, Fungi, Basidiomycota, Agaricomycetes, Gloeophyllales, Gloeophyllaceae. Bases 1 to 4416 code for a protein of 1471 amino acids. The transcript is spliced from 24 exons. Gene Ontology annotation, biological process: transmembrane transport.